GUCUGACGCAAAACGUCGGGACCUGCAAGAGUGGGCCCCCACCUCUCCCGCAUUCACGAAAGAUCGCAUGCGACAGGAGCAUUCUCCGCCACAUGCGCCAAAGAAAAAGUCAUACGGACAUCAGACAUGUGAAGAGGACGAGAACCAUUGAAAAAGAAUGGGAAGAGAAGGUGACAAUCGAUCUGAGGGGAUCCGAAGGUGUCGAGGCUGCUGAGAGCGAAAAACGAGAUGUAUCACGGGACGCAGAAGUUAAGGACCACAUGACCGACAGUGAAGAAUAUGAUGAGACAGAGGACGGUGAAGGAGGUAACACGGGCACAUUGAACGAAGAACAAUCGUAUGGAGAAGAUGAGAACAACGAAGAGGAGGACAGUCACAAUGGGUAUAACAACACAGAGGAUGAUGAUGACAAGGAUGAUGAUGACAAGGAUGAUGAUGACGAAGAACCAUCCCAAAGCAGUAGGACGGAAGAAAGGCGUAGCGAGGACAAUAAGAAAAAGACGUAUCAAAAAACGCAAGGAGGAACAAGUGAUACAGGCACAGAGGAAAGCAACGUCGACAAAUAGUUAGUUCUGAAGGAGAAGGCAAUUGAAGGACGUAAGUAAACAAUGUAUGAGAUAAAUCAAAACCUCUGAU
This is a messenger RNA of Chara braunii, 636 nucleotides long. The record is from the annotation of a GenBank genome assembly. NCBI's taxonomy places the organism in Eukaryota, Viridiplantae, Streptophyta, Charophyceae, Charales, Characeae.